AUGGAGAGAACGGUAGACGAUGAUGGUGUGCGUGACGUAUCGUCACAGCAAUCAUCGUCACAGCAAGCGGGAGAAAAUUUGAUGGUUGAAAUGAUGAGAAUUUUUUUUCAAGAAAGAGAACAGGAGAAACUGGAAUGGGAUGCUUAUAAAUUACAAAAACAACGUGAUAGAGAACAGGAGAAACGGGAAAGGGAAGCUUAUAAAUUACAAAAACAACGAGAUAGACAAGAAAGGGAACAAAAAGAAAGGGAAAAGGAACGGGAGACAGAGCGAAAAUGGUUUGACCUGAAUACCAUGAUUCGUACAAUGAAAAAUAGGUUAGAUAAUAUUGAUGCCAACUUAGAGGCAAGAAUUAGGACAGUCACGGUGGAAUAUAUCUCGGAAUUAAGUAGUAAAGUUAAUGAAAGGAUAGAAGGUAUUCUGCAGAAGGUAGAUGCAUCUGAGGAAGAAUGUGAUGUGGAGAUGCUCAGGACAUUCAUUGGUUCUGACAUAGAUGAUCCUUCCUAA
Messenger RNA from Schistocerca cancellata (South American locust), 507 nucleotides. Its product is annotated as RNA-binding protein 25-like. The transcript is spliced from 2 exons. The record is from RefSeq and is a predicted model, not a curated record. Bases 1 to 507 code for a protein of 168 amino acids. Lineage: Eukaryota; Metazoa; Arthropoda; Insecta; Orthoptera; Acrididae.